AUGAGUUCUGGACUGCGAGGAGGCAGCCGAGAUGGUGCUGGCAAAGGCAUGGCUGGGGCUGGGGCCCCCUCUCACUCCUGGCAGCCCCCUCACAUCCUGGUCGUGGAGGCCCACCCCUCUCACUGGGCCCACACCUGCCACAAGCUCUGCGAUGCCCUGGAAAACGUCUUCUCUCUGGCCUGCAGUCUGGCGGGGCCUCCCCGCAUCCCUCUGCUCAGCCUCUAUGUGGUCCAGAGCCAGCAGGAGUGCCUUCUGCCCUUUGUGCCGGUGAGAGGGAGCUUCUCUCGGCUCCAGAGCUGCCUGGCGGAGCUGCGUGCCUUGCCCUCAGAGGGGGUCUUCCACCUCAAGGAGGACGCCAUAGUCCAGGCCGUGCAAGAUGGGCUCCAACAGUUCAAGCAGUACACAGGGCAAGGCAUGGCUGGGGCCUCCCUGAGCAGCUCCUCCCUGGAGAUGACCAUCCUGACUGGCCAGCCCAGCGCAAAGGUGGCCAAGCAGCUGGAGGCUGGGCUGCAAGGCAUCGACCUGGCCAGCCUCCGCCAGCUGCAGGUGGUGGAGGUCUCCCGAAUGGGGCUACAGGAGGCGCCUGAGCCUGCGGCUGAAGACGGAGAGGGAGCCACCCCCAGCAGCAGCAGCGGUGGGGAGCAAGCGCCAUUCAUGAAAGGGAACCAGGAGCUCAUGGCUUCCGUCUCUGACUACCGGAGAAUGGCUGGCAAAGUGCCCCCUAAGUGCACAGGAAAGAGCGCUGUGACCCUGGGCGCAGUCCUUGACCUCCAGACUGUGGAGAGUGAUGUGGUGGCCCUGGAGACUUUCUUCAAGGGCUGGUUCCACGACCGCAGCACCGACCAGGAGCACCUCCACCUCCUCCUGCCCACUGGAGCGCUAGGCCACCCUGCUGCGGUCCAGAGCUGCCCAGGUCAGUGUGAGCCAAUGGGAUUCCUGGUGUCCGUGAAGUGUGAUGCCCAGGAGAGGCUCCUCAGCCCCGCUCUGCUUACUGCCGCCUGCAGAGAUGGCCCCACCGCACAACGGGAGGAUGCCAAUUGCCCCUUCUGGAUGGCAGCUGGCCCAGGCCUGGUGCCACACAAGCUCCGCAUCCUCAGGGCCCUGGAGGCCAAAGGGCUGUGCACCUCACUGCUCUAUGGGCUGCCUCUGGUCAUCCGGCCCACAAGCUGCUGGCGGAUGAACUGGGAUGAACUGGAGGCCAACCAGCAGCUCUUCCGGGCCCUCUGCCACUGUCUGUGGAAGCGAAACUGGCUGCUGCUGGCCAAAUAUGAGACCCUCCCAGGGGGGCCUGGUCCUGGCUGGAGCCCCCUUCAUGUCCUCCUGCCCUCGGAAGGGGCCGCCUCGCUGCUGCUCUGCUCCCUCGUGGGCCGGGAGCUCCUCCUGCCCUGCAGCUUCCCUCACCUUCCAGCAGAGCCUCCCCAGGCCACUCUCAGCCAAAUGGAGAACAUCCUGGACAGCCUCGAGCUGGAGCCGGCCUACAGUCCCCUGAGUGGGGGGGCCCCCCUGUACCGAGCCUUGAGGAGCAGCCUGGGGCGCCCACCAGCCUCCCGGCCCGAGCGCAGGGCAGAUCGGCACCUGCCCCGUCAGGUAGAAGCGGCAAGGGGGACACAGCCCUGGCCUGGGGGUCACACUGCCUCUUCCACCUCCUCCUUCUGCCCACAGCAGGGCAGCCGCCCCCACCUGGGCAAGGCCAGGGCCAUGGUGGCCCCCCUGCCCCUGGCACCCCCUGCCCCCCGCCCGCCUGCCUUCUCCCUGUUCUCCAGAGAGGAUGAAGAAUUCCUGGAUGCCGUGUGACAACGCAGGGGCCGCUCCCUUCGCCCCAUGGAGGCACCCACAAGAAGAGGAGCCCAACCCACAGGCCCCCCAUGGCUGAGGGGCAGCCUCCUCCCCACAGACUGAGACCCCGGCAGAUGCUCCUGAACUACAACUCCCAGCAAGCACCCUGUUGAGCACCUGAGGGGGGGGGAGGCAUUACUUGCAUCUGGAGUUGUCCCUCCCCUUCUUGUGGCAAAACUGGAGCCUCUGCAGCAAUGCCUGGAUCUCGGUCUUCUUGGGGGCAGGGGAGUCUGGCUGGAAGCCCCCUCCCCAGUUUCUGGAGACCCCCCCUUCCAUAAACUUUUGUCUUUGUUGCGCCAAACCUUGAGUUGUGCCUUUCUGUCCCGUGUCCCGUCCCCCGUGCAAGAGCAGGGCACUCCCCACCCCCAAGCUGUGGGGAAGA
Molecule: messenger RNA, 2218 nt
Organism: Zootoca vivipara (common lizard)
Lineage: Eukaryota; Metazoa; Chordata; Lepidosauria; Squamata; Lacertidae
Source: RefSeq, a predicted model, not a curated record